Messenger RNA from Leishmania mexicana MHOM/GT/2001/U1103, 5130 nucleotides. RefSeq lists its product as hypothetical. NCBI's taxonomy places the organism in Eukaryota, Euglenozoa, Kinetoplastea, Trypanosomatida, Trypanosomatidae. The record is from RefSeq and is a predicted model, not a curated record. The coding region runs from base 1 to 5130 and encodes 1709 amino acids. The transcript has a single exon.
AUGGUGACCGAACGCAAAGUACUGAAAGGUGACGACAGCAGUGGAGGCGAUGCGGCGAGGCGCACCCGCGCCACUUCAUGUGAGACGAUUGCACCUGCUGAAACCGCGCCCCAUGCCACUAAAGGGCAGAACCACUGCCUUCUUCAGGUGGAGAUCCCUUCGUCAUCCGCGAGCGCGCCGGCCACCGUCGAAGAGGUCGUUGUUUCUCCCGUGAGGCUCAGCGACACGGUUACGCCGCAGAAGCCGCCGCAGCACUACACCGCCGCCUCCACGGCAGACAGCAAAGUGCUCUUUGCCGAGGACGAAGACGAGGAGGGAGAGGACGAGGGGAGGCAGCCGUGGUGUCCCAACCGCCUCAGCGCGGCCAGUGGUGACCCGCAGCGGCUGGGGCGUGCUGAGGAGAUGGAGCAUGUGCUUGGGGAGCUGUCGGAAAGCUCCUCGAUCACCUCUGCUCGUCCGCAAGCGCCGCGGCGCUCUUUGGAUACGCGCGGCGGCCGCGACGACCGUGUGCCACACGCCAGAUGCGCUCCGACGGAGAGCGACAAGGAUGUGCGGUGUAGGUCGCUUGACGCGAACCACACUGACACCACCACCGCCAGAGGCGCCAAAGCCGUGCUCGGCGGCGAGGGUGACGAGAAGGAGAGGCGGCGAACGUGCGUCACGUGUACGACGCCGUCCUUGAAGGCCACUUGUCCAGACUUGGUCGAGGGCAGUGUCACUCCGGUGCUCGAGGGCCGCGCAUGGUGCGCGGCAGGGGCAACCGCGACGCUUACGGAAACGCUCGCGGUGCAAGACUUGUCCCUCCUCCCCGACGAGAGUGGGGGUGGUGCCACCCUUGACGUUGGUGGUGUCGGGAACGGCGACGGCUGUGUGUACACGCCACUGCCGUCUUCGGCUACAGGUCAGCACACGCCCUACUCGUCGAUCGCGAACGCGGGGGCGUCUGCUCGGCUGCGUGGCGACACACCUGGGGUGGCAGCGGCAGAGGAAGUGCUGCUGGGUGAAGGGGUUGUAUCCCCCCCAGUAAAGCGGAUCACGGCUACCCCACAGCAAGCGGCCCACGGUGUGCAUGUGGCAGCAACGGACGUCACCGAGACCCGUACCGGAGCCGGAGAAACCGGGACUGGGCCGUCUCAAGUUCACGGAAAGGUGUUGACCAUGGGUGGCUCGAGCUCAUCGACGACGUUCUUGUCUACCCCGUCUUCCGCUACGCUGUGCGUUGUGACCGGUGGCGGCAAGUCGAGCGGCUUCGGACAGAACAUGAAUACGCCCGCAUCACACUCUUCGGCGGACGGCGCCGUCUCCAUGACCGAAGAACAGCUGCCGCCGCCGCCGCGCGUAUCUCUAACCCCGUCAUCACCGUCGCUUCCCCCUAGCUCUCUCCCGUCUACGCUUGACGACGGGCUCUGGAAGGAGAGUGCAAGGCCCGCGCAGGCGGACGUGAUGGACGCCGAUGCCGUGACCCCAGACCGGCAGGACGUCAGUGGUGACGCUCCUGCUCCCCUUGCUCCGUCGGUCGCUGUUGCACAGCAAGAGACGGUGCCGAUCGACCCAUUUCUGAGCACACCGCCACAGUUCAAGGGAGGAUCUCCUGUGAUAGAAAAGGCCACCGGCGGCGGUGGCGCGCGUGUGCGCCGUUCGCCAGAGCUCUCGGGCCGCGAAGAUGCCGGAAAAGGCGGCCACUCCUCUGCUGUCUUUGACUUUCCGACUCGCACUCCGCCCCGCUCGGCGAAGAAGUCUACGAUGUGUUUCACAUCCACGAUUACCGGCGCGGACGUGGACGUGCGGGUUUUGCGGGUUGGCACGCGGGUGGAGGGCCGCUGGGGACGACAGUGGCUUCCGGCGGUGAUCAGCGAAGCUCCGCGGAACGGCUUUGUGCAGGUCGAGUGGGAGGAAGACGGCUCACGGCUCCACUUGCGACUCCGCGAGGUGCGACUGUUGCCUGGCGCCGCAGCUGCGAAGAGGGCAGGUGCCGUGUCCGCGAUCCAUGAUGCCGAUCGGUGCGCUGGGUCCGUAAGUGGUGGGACGACGGCGAUGGAAGGCGAGCAUGGCGUGCUGACUGCGACCCAGCUUGUGGCACUGAUGGAAGAGGAGGACGCCCAGGACAGCCGACACCAGCCGGAGCCGCUGCACAUCCGUCCCUCCGCUUCACACAGGGAGACGUCGUCGCCCAUGACGACAUCUGUGGGCACGCAAGUGGAUAGGGGCAGAGUGGAAGGCGGCGAGGGGGCCGAGGAGGAUGUAGUGGUGCGUCCGCUUGGUGUUGGUCACGCGUGUGGGACGGCCGGACGUGGUGCAUAUGCUGUGAACUCGGACAGUGACGCUCACUCGGAUCGCACAAGCAGCGCGGCGUCCUCCGCUGACACCGCCAACACCCGAUCGCUGUCACGGUCUCCUGUGCCGACGUACGCGGUACUAGGUGUGCCGCCAUGCGAGGUGCACCCCUCGUCCCUUUGUAUCUUUCUCCCACAAACGGUGCGGCGCGACCUCCUGCAGGGCGAGGGCCCUCCACCUGCAUCGGCCUUCUCUUCGUCCUCAUCUUUUCACUACCACGCGGGCCCGGCGACAGAGCUGCAGCGCCGCACCGAGCUUCAGCGUAUCUUGCACUUUUUGACCAGCGCCGGGACGGUUGUGAUCGAAUCCGUGGCACAGGCGGACAACAUGGCCGUCCAGCUCGGCGACAGUGGCAACGUGAAGGGAACCCCCUUCACCAGCCACCUGUCCUCGCUGGCAGCGCACCAGCUCCCCAGCGCCGACUCGUCGCCAAUGCAAGGGGCAAAGACGAAGGCGGUUGCCGGAGGUGGCGGAAAGCGGAGGACGGCGGGGCGCGUGUCGCUGCCUCGCCGGAGCAUGGCGUCUGCCGUCAUUGCUGCUUCCCAUGCGCAGCGUUCGCCACCAAAGCACUUCGUCUUUCUCGUCUCUUCUACGACCGCUCUUGUGGGCGGCAGCGCUGAGGCGUCUGAGAAUCUGGACGAGCAGCAGGAUGUGUUGCCCGUCGUGUGCUUGGCGCAUGCAUUGGGCGUCUCAGCGAUCCACGCCUCGUGGCUGUGGAGCAUUGCUCCCGGCAACGCACGAGUGAAGCUGCCCACGCCGGCGGACCAAGUCGAGCUUUCGCCAAGCGCUGCUCCAGAGGCAUGGGGUGCGUGGAAGACCACUCGUGCCGGCGCUCCAUCGACGAAGGCGGCGCCACUACCGCUGCGCUUCGCACCGCUUGCAGUGAAGGACCGCUGGCUCAGCGCCAAAGACGUUGUCUUCGUCGCGCGAGAUGACCGAAUGGAGAUGUGGCUCAACGCCGCCGGGGCGACCGUCACGGCAGAGUCGGCGCCGUCGCCGCCCUCUCACGCCGCUCGCCAGAGUUUGCCACGGGGCAGCAGCCGACCUUCAACCUCCGUUGCAGGUGCUCUGGUUGGGCGCAGCUUCGGCAGCGCACUUCCUCGGUGCCGGUCCGAGUCCCCUUCGCGUUCACAGCGGCUCCAGCAGCUGCGCGCGGAGCGGACGCCGGACUUCGUUUACGUACCCGAUGAUGUGACCGUGCCGCUGGACUUGGAUCGUUUGGGCAGCGUCCCAGUGCUCAACGCCUCGUGGCUGGCCGACGGCAUCGAGCAGCAUUACCGCCAUUGCUGCGACCCAACCUCGUCAGCGGAGCCGCUGCUGCCACCACCGCCGUUGCUGGCCUCCGUGUGGCGGACAAUUCUCCACGCGAAGCCUCCGAAGGAGAGCCAUACCAGGCGCUUCAACACGCCAUCCCAACUAGGCCGUGCGCACUCUUCUCCGUCAUCUCCGUCACUGAAGUCGGCGGUGAACGAUGAGGAGGAGUGCAGCGGCUUAGAAGGCGCGCAUAGUCGCAAGGCAGCCGCCGCGUCGACCCUUGGGAACGAGAGGGACUGCCCGAGUCAGUAUGGGAGUGACGCGGUGCGUCCAGAGUCGGUGCCCCCGCUUACAAACGACAGGGACGAGAGUGGCGAUGGUGCGGCGCCAUCUGCCUUCCCGCCAAGCGCGAAGGGCGGCGACACGGACGAGGGUGUCGGUGACCCUGUUGGCGCGCUAAGGAGGAGCGUCAACGAGGAGGAGGACGCGCUGACGAUGUGCAUCAGCUGCGGUGACGCGCAGGAGCCGCUUCCGCGUGAGACAGAGGACUUUGUCAGCGCAGGUGGCCCCGACGGCUCUGCUGCGGAGCGUUGCAACGCUGAAGCGGAGGUAGACAUCAUUCCGAGACUGGCCGGCGCCACCGGAGCGACUGCAGCGGUUCUGUCAGAUGCAGUGGUCUCCACUGAGCCCUCUGCGUGCACCUCUCAUCCGACUAUCGUCAUUGGGGAGGACUAUUACUUCACCCUGUCUGCACCCCAGCCUCCACCUUCACUCUCGCUGCCCCCUCAUGGUCCGUCACACUCCCACGGCUUCCCUCCUGCGUUGCCGACUGCGACAAUUGUGCUGGGCCAAGUCGUGGACUUGCAAGUUGACGCGCCACCGUCGCCGCUGCUGCGCCAGGGCCUCUGUGCGGACGGUGCCGCUUCACCGUUGACCUUCUCACAACCGCAGUGUCGGUGCCGCGUGACGCUGCAGCUGUACGAGCCCAAGUACAUCUCCAUGUACGUUGACCCCCGCUCUGGAGAGGUGGUGCAUCAGACCACCGUUUAUCUUGCCCGUCGCUGGGCCACUGUCCCGGGCACGUCGCUGCUCUACGACACACCCGUAUACGUGAUCACAACGGCCGCACGGCCGCACGUCUACUUUCUGGACGGGGUGGAGAGCGAGGUGACGACGAGGGGCAUGAGCGACACCGCGUACCGCUCCAGUCUGCGGCAGCAGUCGGUCCUCGGCGCCGUCUCGACGCCGCCGGCCUCAGACUUACCCCACGGUGCGGCCAAGGCGACGACGGACGGCACCCUCUCUCCGCAUUUCCAUGGCCGGCGCUCACUGUCGAAAGUAGCCAUGACAUCUUCAUCGCCAGCUCCGACGUGUCCGAUAACCAGAGGGUGUCUCCCGACACCACCGGCACCGUUCUCUCUCACUCAGAGCAUCGCGAACGGGCGCCCCCGUCGGGAUGCACUUGCUCCGUCGAGGCCAUCUGAGGGACCGGCGCGAGACGGCAGCGGUGGCGGCGUUGACGAGCGACGACGGCCCGAUUGA